Arabis nemorensis is the source of this 1542-nucleotide messenger RNA. NCBI's taxonomy places the organism in Eukaryota, Viridiplantae, Streptophyta, Magnoliopsida, Brassicales, Brassicaceae. The record is from the annotation of a GenBank genome assembly.
AUGAAAGUCCUGUCGAGAACAGAUGUUGCCGAGCCUACUCCUUUCCUUGUGGACGAGUUCCGCCUUCUUAACGGGCCUCUUGAAGUGAAAACCGAGCCGACUGAGUUCGAAACUGCCGUACAUACUGAGGCUUACAAACAAGUCUUUGGCUUAGCCGGACCAUCUCAGCCAGAUACGAAGAAACGCCGAAUCAAAAGGAGUGUUCCCGAUCCACCUGGUUCAACCCUUUCGACCGAGGACUCUCUUCAUGAUUUGAGGGAGAGUUGCCACUUUUCUGAAGAUGUUGAGAUACUGUUCGUCUAUUACGCGUCGAACAAGAAGGAUCGUCGCAUCAUUAGGGGAUUUCCAAGCAAAGAUCGCCAAUGGAUUGAUUUUUUUUUCUAUGUGCCGAUUUGCGAGGCGACAUUAGGAAACGGUGUUGGGCUAAUUAAGAUGAGCUGGCAGCGAAUGGGUAGCCGACCCAUUGCCCUUUUUGGCCCGGCUCGUCGUUUCCUCAUCCGUUUCCUAAGUGUCCAGACGCUUAUCUGCUUCGAGCUCAUCAGAAGAGGACGUUCAUUCCAUGAUGAAGAAGAUGAAAGAAAUGAAUUGGAGGGAAAGAGCCGAGCUCUUGAAGCAACAAGAAGCGGAGAAAAAGAAACAGGCCGAGCUCCAGCUCAAGCGGGAUCAGCCACACAGGAUACUGAUGACGAGCCGAUCGCCACUGUUUUAAAGAAAACCAAAUCCACGUCGGCUGUGCUGGCCUUAGGACCUGUAGGCAAGCCGGAUGCGAAGGCGAAGGGUCGCGCCGAGGUCGUCGGCAAGGGGAGAGCUGGAGCUGUAGUUCCAACCAAAGGUGCUGCAAAGUCUAAAGAGCAGGCUCAAAGUUCGAAACGUCCAGCAAACUUUCCUGCCGAGGACCGAGCUGCAAAGAAAAUCGCGCCUUUCACCUCUUCUCGCUCCGUCGAGCCCGUUUCUCAGGGUAAUGUCGAUGCUCCGUUGUCGGAUCCCAAUGAUCCUUACACYGCUCCGGUCGCAGCAGCUCGCGCAAUUUCCCAAUUUUACCGACCUGGAAUGAACCCGGUGGAUCACGCUUCUCUGGAAUUCGCAGACGUCUAUGGCGAAGUAGCGCUUCGGGUAGUUAAGCUCGCCGCCCAUGUUAACCAGCUGGCUAAAGAUUAUCAGGRCGAGCUUCAUCUGAGCAARCAACGAUGURAGGAUGCCCGUGGGGAAGCUAGCGAGGCAAACCGGAAGCGCGAGGCGGCCGAGAAGGAGUGCGCCGAUCUCAAGGCCAAGCUGAAACUCACCGAUGAUCAGAUCAAAGUGUUGGAGAAUCGUUCGCCAUACUCAGUGUCUCCUGACUCGUCAUCUGUGUCAACGAGCUCGUCCUCCAAGCGAGAAUGCUCUGCUUGGAUGUUCUCGUUGACAUGGAUUUGUUCCUGUUCGGAUGGGAAUGUGCCGCUAAGGUCGCUUGCAGGAUCGAUCUCCAUGUCUUCAGAAUUCUCUACCAAAUUAGGUGCGUCAGCAGGUGGACUUAUUUCCGGCGGCGGAACUUGCGCUUCAUGA